Messenger RNA from Cladophialophora bantiana CBS 173.52, 1017 nucleotides. RefSeq lists its product as uncharacterized. The record is from RefSeq and is a predicted model, not a curated record. NCBI's taxonomy places the organism in Eukaryota, Fungi, Ascomycota, Eurotiomycetes, Chaetothyriales, Herpotrichiellaceae. Bases 1 to 1017 code for a protein of 338 amino acids. The transcript has a single exon.
AUGAAAGUUGUUGCCAAUGCUACUACCGCUCAACUUCGAUCAAAGCCACUGGUUCAAACGGAGUUACUCGGUGGUGUCUUCCUUGCUCCUCAGGACGCAUUGACCGCAUCAGAUGAUUUUCGAGGCACAACAGGUGAACUUCUGAUCACUGAGAGUCCGUACGCCCUCCGGGUCAGAUCGAGGGCAUACUCUACGAAGUCAUCCUCGAUUCUAGCGACAAUGGGUGUCGCUCCUUACAGAAUCUCUCAUUUCAUCGAGCAUCUGAGCCAUAUCCAGGAUAGUACAGGUUUCUCGUCAAAGACAGGAGCAUGGCACUCCCGUGUGGCAAGGCUUCUCUACAAACAUUUCUCAGAUAGAAAGUAUUGGUCAACAGAAUAUUUGGCCUUCAAAGCACUUCGAAUCAUCCUGCUUGAAGGUGGCUCAUGGGUCUCUGGUGAUUGGUGCCAGGUCAUCAACGUCUUUUUACAUCAGAAUCACCGUAUGUCCCUCCCAUCUGGACUCGACGUUUGCUUCGUACAGUCAUGUGUUGCCGGUGAUCGCUACCGCAACAAGCUCUACCGCCUAUCAGGAGUCAAACCAUCUGAUGCGACUGAGAUAUGCAGAAUGAUAGUCCGGUCUCACGCAACAGCCAGGACCUGGAGGCCGAAAGACAUCAUUGCACAUGCGGUGUAUCUCUUCCAUGCUCGCUAUUGGCGUCAAUUUGGCUACCCACUCAGCAUUUGCCUCGUUGACUCUAAGCUCACUAUUCGAUAUCAGGAGAAAGGUCAGCUUCCAUUCGGCACAGAAGGAAGGGCCGUCAGACGGCUUUUUUCAGAUGACUUCAGUGAUGUUUUAUGGCUACAUACAGACUACGAAGACGCAAUCGCAGGUCACGAGAGUCAAGACUGGUGUCGAUUCCUGUCCUCAUUAGAAGGAGUGGUUGUGUUGCCUCCCUUGCUGUCGAAUGGACGACUAUCAAACGCAAUGAGACAUAUACUGGCGAAAAACGGCUCAACUUGGAACAGCUCCGGUCUCUGA